UAGAAUACUCCAUAAAAUGAGAUGAUCUACAUCAUUCAUUAGGGGAUCGUGAUCCUUUCCAAUUAGAUGGUAAUUGGAAAGAGUCAAAUUUUAUUAGUCAUUCUCAUCUACAUAGGACUCAUCUAUAUCACUUUCAACAAAUGAGAUCACACUAUUGUUACAUUGAAUAUCAAUUUGGUCUUAAAACCCAAUAGUAAACUUAAAAAUCACUAUAGUCAAAACCACUAUUUCUGUUACUGAAAAAUUAAGGCGACGUGAUCUCAUUUAUUAGAAUUGUGAUAGGGGAUAAGAAUUGAGAAAAUUGGACCCUCUACAAUUUCGAACUGAUUUGAAGAGGAUCUGAAGGAUUAGGAAUUAUAGUCAUUGUCUCUACCGUGUAUAAUCAUCCCUCUCCCGUGAGGAUGGUUUCAUAAGAUUCUUAUGGGUCUUUGUGGGUCACUGGAUUUAUCAGAAUAUUCAAUGUGUUUCUUCUGAAGCUGAACUCAGAAGACAAUGGAAGCAUUGGAUCGUAGGGAAUCCAGCAAGUGGAGUGAUCUACCUUGUUCAGAAAACACGGAAACAGAUAAGAGUGUGCGCAGAGUGCAUAAUGUUGUCCGCUGAAGAUCCGUCUACGCCCAAUUCGACGACGGGCUCCGAAUCAACAACCGACGAUGAACACGACGUCUCCCACAUUGAGAAACUAUUACCCAAUGGGGAUUUCUACACAGGCCAAUGGAGCAAUGACCUCCCUAAUGGCACUGGCAAGUAUCUAUGGACGGAUGGAUGCAUGUACGAAGGCGAGUGGCAGGAUGGCAAGCCCAUGGGAAAGGGGAAAUUCUUGUGGCCAUCAGGUGCGACCUACGAAGGAGACUUAAAAAACGGGUUCAUGGACGGGGAGGGAACGUACACAGGCACGUGUGGGGCGACGUACCAUGGCUCGUGGUCUAUGAACCUCAAGCAAGGCCAUGGCAAGAAGUCAUACGCUAAUGGAGAUCACUAUGAAGGAGAGUGGCUUGCAGGGCAACAAGAUGGGUACGGUCGGUAUAUUUGGAAGAAUGGUAAUGAGUAUGUCGGUCAUUGGAAGGCUGGGGUAAUUCAUGGACGUGGAACCCUAAGUUGGGCGAAUGGGAACAAAUAUGACGGUGGCUGGGAGGAUGGGUUGCCUAGGGGAAAUGGUAGUUUUCGGUGGGCUGAUGGAAGUUUGUAUAUCGGUUUUUGGAGUAAAGAGGGGACCGGAGUGAAUCAGAAAGGGGUUUACUAUCCAGCACCCACGGCAUCUCCCACUGCGCGAAACCCUAAUGAGGUGUUCGCCAGUGAUCUGAUUGAUUGUAAGGUUAGCCCUGGGGAAACCGUAUACAUUCUUCCUUCACAGAAGAUACUGAAUUGGGCAGAAACGGAGACAGAGUUUUUGCAGAAGCAGGCGAUUUGGAAGACGUGCAAGGUUUUGGAGGUACUGCAGCCUUGGAGGAGGUCUUCAGCAGAUGCUGUUGUGCCAACUGGUGGGACCCCAACAAGGAGGUUUAAUGGGCAUAUAUUCACAAAUACAUUAUCGGGGAUGGAGAGGUUUUGUAUGUGGGAUUCAAAUGGGGAUGGUGGUAGUGAUAACGUGAAUGGUGUUGGCGAGGAGGGAUUUGAGACAAUGAGGUACCAACCGACGCCGCUUCAUCUUAUGAAGUGGCCGAAGGAGUCGAAGAAGCAAGGGGAGACUAUAUCCAAGGGGCAUAAGAAUUAUGACCUUAUGCUUAAUCUACAGCUGGGGAUAAGGCAUGCUGUUGGAAAGCACGGCCCACCUUCUACACUUGAUUUGAAAUCAUCGGCAUUUGAUCCCAAAGAAAAAGUAUGGACAAAGUUCCCUCCUGAAGGAUCAAAACAUACACCUCCACAUCAAUCUUGUGAUUUCAAGUGGAAGGAUUACUGCCCUUUGGUUUUCAGAACUUUGCGCAAACUCUUCAAGGUUGAUCCCGGUGAUUAUAUGCUUUCCAUCUGUGGUAGUGAUGCCCUUAGGGAACUCUCUUCCCCGGGAAAAAGCGGAAGUUUCUUUUACCUUACGAAUGAUGACCGCUACAUGAUAAAGACUGUGAAAAAGUCUGAAGUAAAAGUUCUCUUGAGAAUGCUCCCCGCCUAUUAUAAUCAUGUCCGGGCUUUUGAAAAUACUCUAGUUACCAAGUUCUUUGGACUACACUGUGUCAAACUAACCGGAGCUGCUCAAAAAAAGGUUCGUUUUGUUAUAAUGGGAAAUCUAUUCUGCACUGAAUAUGUUAUUCAUAGGCGUUUUGAUCUAAAAGGAUCUUCGCUUGGCCGAACAACAAAUAAACCCGAGUCAGAAAUUGAUGAAAACACGACAUUAAAAGAUCUUGAUCUCAGUUUUAUAUUCCGACUGCAAAGAGCUUGGUUCCAAGAGUUCUGCAGGCAAGUAGAUAGAGACUGCGAUUUCCUUGAACAGGAGAGGAUAAUGGAUUAUAGCCUUCUCGUAGGCAUUCAUUUUAGGGAAUCAUCAGCAUCUGAAGAAGCUGUCAAAACUGAGGACAAUGUUAUGCGAACACCUCGCCUUUUGAGAGAAGAUGGCAUGCACCUUCUUUGUGAUCCCAAAAGGUUGGCUACAGUUAGAUUAGGAAUAAAUUUGCCAGCUAGGGUGGAACAAGUAGUAAGGAGAUCAUCUGAUAGCGAAUCAACACUGAUCGGUGAACCUACAGGAGAAUUUUUCGACGUAAUAUUGUUCUUUGGCAUUAUAGACAUACUCCAGGACUAUGAUAUCAGUAAAAAGCUUGAGCAUGCAUAUAAAUCGAUCCAGUAUGAUGCAACCUCAAUAUCCGCUGUUGAUCCAAAGCAAUAUGCAAAGAGAUUCAAGGAUUUUAUCUUUAAAGUUUAUACUGAGGAUAACAAUAGUAGCCUUAUGUGAAUCUACCCGUGUUCUUGGCCUUUUUAGCGAAAAAAUGUAAAUCAAAGUUUCAGAA
Asparagus officinalis (garden asparagus) is the source of this 2933-nucleotide messenger RNA. RefSeq names its product phosphatidylinositol 4-phosphate 5-kinase 6-like. Lineage: Eukaryota; Viridiplantae; Streptophyta; Magnoliopsida; Asparagales; Asparagaceae. The record is from RefSeq and is a predicted model, not a curated record. The transcript has 9 exons. Gene Ontology annotation, biological process: phosphatidylinositol metabolic process. Bases 587 to 2878 code for a protein of 763 amino acids. Gene Ontology annotation, molecular function: ATP binding; 1-phosphatidylinositol-4-phosphate 5-kinase activity.